This is a messenger RNA of Anguilla anguilla (European eel), 3728 nucleotides long. Its product is annotated as ephrin-A4. Gene Ontology annotation, molecular function: ephrin receptor binding. Gene Ontology annotation, cellular component: plasma membrane. Bases 635 to 1243 code for a protein of 202 amino acids. Lineage: Eukaryota; Metazoa; Chordata; Actinopteri; Anguilliformes; Anguillidae. Gene Ontology annotation, biological process: axon guidance; ephrin receptor signaling pathway. The transcript has 5 exons. The record is from RefSeq and is a predicted model, not a curated record.
UCCCUCAAGUCCUACAAAGUUACUCGCUCUACAGUACAUUAUCUACUUGCAUGGAUCGUCGUAAAUAGUAGGCUAUAAACUAUAGUAUAUUUAUAUAUUGUAAAUCUACAUAUUUAUAGGUCGCGUGCAACCAGUGGCUCAGAUUAUUUGAUUUUAAAACCGAAAGAAAUAUGAAUUGAGAAUGUGCACGAUACAGGCUACUUAAACUAAAAAAUAAAAUUAUUUAAGUUUUGUUUAAAUACAAAAUUGUGUUUCGUUUUACGGACGACGUAAUUAGGCCUAGCCUAUAGCCAGUUUAACAAACGGUAGGGAAAGAGGUUUUGACGGAGGCAACAAACACACCACUGGAACUUUUUUUGGAUUUAUUUGGAUCUUUACACAUUUUCAGUGUCACGCACUCUGCAGCCGUGUUUAGCGCACGCAACCUACAUUGGAUCUACUGAUGAAAAUAGAUGGCGUGCAUGAAUUAACCGUUGAUCUGGACUGGAUGGACUAGACUACCUUUUAAAAAAAAUUAUUGCCCAAGGCGUUCUGCCGUAUAUUUUACCUGUCUCUAACUCACCCAACCCCCUACUUCGACCAAAACGACCACCGGAGACUGCUCCUCAUCCACAAACAGUGUCCGACAGGCGUCAUGGGUUGGCUUUGGUGUCCUGGAACUUCCAAAGCUUGGAGGACGACCGUUUUUAUGCUACAUGUAGUCUCCGCAGCAUUGGCGAAGAGACACGUUGUCUUCUGGAACAGUACCAACACAAGGCUGGUGCAAGGAGACCUCUCCAUCCAGGUGGACCUCAAUGACUACCUGGACAUCUACUGCCCCUACUAUCCGCCUGAGGCCCCCACCUCUGCCCCCCCUGAGGUCCUGGCGCUCUACCUGGUGGCGGAGGGGCGGUUCCGGGGCUGUGUGGAGACGCGGGGGGCAAUUAAGCGGUGGGAGUGCAACAAGCCCCGCGCUGCCUUCGGCCCCGUGCGCUUCUCUGAGAAGAUCCAGAGGUUCACUCCCUUCUCCCUGGGCUUCGAGUUCCUGCCCGGGCAUCACUACUAUUACAGCUCGAUGCCCAUAGAGGACGGGCCCCCCCUGACCUGUCUCAAACUCCGAAUCACGGUGUGCUGCGAAUCUGUAACAGCACAACCUAAUCAGGAACAGGGUAACCCAGCACCUCGCAGUGCGGUCCGUUCAGUGAUGGAAACUCCAUGGCUCCUCGUCCUCAUCAUCCCUCUCUUCCUCCUCUCAUCCAUCUGACCUGUCUCUCUCUAUAUGCCCACCCAAAUAUGUGUGAGCGCACACUGAGGGUCUGCCUUUGUGUGCCCCUGAUAGAGAGGGCCAGACAUGGUGCUGAUAGGUCACACCUGAGAAAUCUAUGGAGACGCCUCGGUCUCAUACAUACGAUGGAUCAGCUACCCUGAGGUUGCACAGUCAUUCUCAUUAGGGUGCAUAUCCGUCCGUAGGCACAGAGCAGAGCCCUGUUGAGUUAUACACUGCACACUGUCCAUCUAUCUCCUGCACACGGCUAUAUAUUGAACACACUCUCCAUCUGCCUCCUACAUACAGCUGUACAAUGAACCAUCCUUUUCUCAGGUUCUGUGGUCAUUGAAAGCAAUACGCACACACAUACACAGACGCGCACACACACACGCACACACAGGGUUUUGCAUUGAUUCACUGUCUCACACACAGAGAGGAAAAUACUCCCUUGGGCAUUCUCUCUCUCCCUCUUUUUCUUCUCUCUCUCUCUCUGUCAUUUUUGGAGUGGCACUAAUCUCUCUGCUCUUUUCUCUACACCCCUCCCUUUCCUGCUCUCUAUCAAAUCCUCUUUUAGGCUUUUGGCCCCCUCUGCCCCCCUCUCACUCCCCUUCUUCUCUGAUAAAAGUUCACCCUGAAAAAAAACCCAACAAUCUCAGAUAAAAGCAUAUCCAUUCAUUUCACACUUCUGUCCCUUUUCUCUUUCUCCCUUCUCUUUUCAUCCUGUAGCAUCUGCCUUUCUCUAUUUAUCACUGUACGUGGACCCUCAGAUGAGCCAAAAUGGAUCAAUGGACCUGACUCUGAGGCGUACAGACUGUACGCAGGCCAAUGCCAACUGGACUCAGCAGCACUACAAUCAGCCAGCCAGAGUUGUCCACUGGACCAAAACACACUGGCUAAAUCUGAUCGCAGCUUCUUCGACUUGUAAAAUGUUGGCCGGUUUGGGCUGACGUGGACCGCAAACUAAAUAUUUAUCGCAACUGAAACUUUUACUGAAACUGAGCCAAAGUGGGAACAACUGGACUAAAAUGGACGACGUUAAAUGUGAAGGUGCCUCGGGUUGGAAAAACUGAACUUGCUGAAAUGGGGGGGGGAUCAAACUUGCUGAAAGCUGGACGGGGCUGUGUUGGGCCGGGUUUUUCGUGGUACCGUGCUCUGCCAGACCGGACUGGCACGAGCAGAGGAGAUCUGGACUGCGCUGAAGCGGCCAUUUUGAGGCAGAGAGGGAGAGCUGGGCAGCGAGAGGCCGCAUAAGCCUUCCUCCCUCUUACGCAUAGCCUGCUGCUCGUCACUGUAAACAGCCACGGGCCAAUGAGAGCAUUGAUUUACACCAGCAGUCGCACUACAACACCGGCUAUGGAAGACGUAAAACCCUUUUUGAUUCUCUGUUGAGCGCUUAGCAUUGUGUGGAAUCAGCCAACAGGACAGGAUCGCUCUUGAUUUCUCAGUAUUUCUGUAAAAUGUGUCGAUGUAGUGCGAAUUGUUAGUUUUUGUCUCCACGGUGAUUUCUGUAGCAUUUUCAGACACUGGUGUUUGCACCCUUUCUCAGUCAGGGAUUUUAAAAAUAUUUGUUUCGUGAAAUACCUUUUCAUGGUCCAAAUUAAGCUAACUUUAUAUGGGCAUUACUUACCUGGAAAUGGUUUAAUUAAGGCAUGAAUCAAGAAACAGCUGGUGUGGAUGUUCAUUAUGAGAGAACUCAUUUCUAUGAAUGAUCUAAAUCUGGACUAAUGUGAAAAGUUUAUUAUAAGUAGAAUGUUCUUACAGUUGCAUUGAAUGAAUGAAUGCAGCCCAUUUACACGAAGGUAUUCAUUCAGUUUAUUGCUUGACCGGUGAAAAUGCCAUAGGUGGCCAUUCAAGUGGUCCCGUUAAUGAUGCUAUUUUGAGCUAAUAUAAAAAUAUAUUUCCCUCCUGAAGUGAGGCGGCAUUAUUUUAAAAUUGUACCUUCAUGUUCUGGGUGAAAAUGACUUCACAGAAAUGUAAACAGUAUUAUUUUUCCAUGAAAUGGGAAAAGAAAAAAAGCGUUCUGUAAAUGUAUUUUCUAUUAAUUUGCCUUCAUUAAGUGUUUUUUUUUCCACGGCAUAAUGAGUACAUUUUGUCGGAAGGUAACAUUUUAUAUCUGGAAAUAUUGGUCAUGGUUAAGCUUUAAUUUUGCCUUUUAAUUUUGCCUUAAUUUUAACUAGUGUUUGCCGAUGCUAGCCUUGAAUACAUAUAUUGUUUUUUAACUACAUGUAAAUGAACUACUCUGCUGAAAAUAGCAAUGGGUGCCAGUGUUCUUGUCUGAGGCAAAUUAUCUGUAAUCUGGUUUGACUCUAGAAUCAGACCCUAUCACAAUCACGUAGGACAAAGUAUUAUUUUUGUAUAUUCGUAUUUUGUUUUUCGUUUUUCACAUUUUAGUGAAGAAUUUAGCAUCUUCUAUGAAGACCUGCAAUCAGGGUCCUUUUUCUAAGGCAAGAUUUAGACAAUAAAUUUGAUUGCAAGAAGGCCA